This is a messenger RNA of Closterium sp. Naga37s-1, 3981 nucleotides long. NCBI's taxonomy places the organism in Eukaryota, Viridiplantae, Streptophyta, Zygnematophyceae, Desmidiales, Closteriaceae. The record is from the annotation of a GenBank genome assembly.
AUGCUUAUACUUAGGCAGAAGCAUUUCUCUCUCCUCUUCCUGCCGCGAUGCGUAAGCAGGCUGCGAUCCAGUUUCCACCAAUGGCAACAGCUCGCGACGGCUGAUACCACCGGGCCAGGAGGCGCCUGGUCAGCGAGGGUGGACGAGGAAGGCGUGAGGCUCGUGCUCUUGUCUGCGUGCGAUACCUUGAAAUGGCAGCUUCAAGAGUUUGAGCGCGCUGUGCACCGCGAUGCCGCUUCCUCCACCGCGUCUCUCCGCCGCCCGGAGCGUGCGAGCGGGGGGCGACCCCAGGAGGCGCAGGCGCGGAGGCAGCAGUUCAUAUCCGCCAUCCGCGCGCAGCUCGCGCAGUGGUUGAACGCGGGUACUAACACCCCACCAUCUGCUGCCUCAGUCGCAGGCAGAUGGAUGCAAGGCAGUCGAGUGGGUGGGGAGGGUCAAGAAGAGGAAGAGGAGGAUGACGGUGGCAUAGCAUGUGUGGGGAAAAGGUGUGUUGACUACUUGUCUGAGAGCGAGGGGGAGCGGGACGAUCACCAGCAGCUGCUCUCCCCAACCGCGCACCACCCCCUAUUGCCUCCCCCCGCCGCAUUACCCCGCCCUCCCCCACGCGGGGCCGUUCAAUGGGUGGCGUUUCUGCUGCAGCAGUUCCAACAAGGGGUGGAGCGGGGCAGAGAGCAGAGCCAGGAGCAGGGGCGAGGGGAGAAGCACGUGUGCUGCCAGGCCUGUGGGAGGCACCACUGCGGCAGUGCUGGUGGGGUGGGGGGCAGUAGCGGCAAGUGCGCUGAGAGUGACAGUGAUGGCGGGGGAGUGGCAGGAGCAGGGGAAGGUAGAGUAGGGGGAGGAGGUGCAGGAGGAGGGGGGGUAUUAGCAGCAGGUCCGGAGUUGAAGCUAGGGAGCUUGUCAUGUCUCACUGUUGCUGACCUGGAACUGGGCCUUGCUCAUUUCAAUGCCUGCAACACCACCAACAACAGCAACAGCAGUAGUCGCUUCCGUCGCUUCCACUCCUUCUGGCCCGUAGCCUCCUCGCCGGCCCCUCCUCCCAUGACCGAGGAAGACGACGAAGAAGCCCACCGCCGUGUGGUCGGGUGGCAGCUAUCAGUCAAGCGCCGCCGUCCGUUACUGGGCGGCAGUAGCAACGCAAGCUGCAGCUCUGGUGUUACUGGCAGCAGUGCUGGUGGUGGUGCUGGUGGUGGCACUUGUAGCAGCAACGGUAAUUCUGGGAGUUCAUUGGGCAGUGGCGCUGGUGAUGUGGGCUUGACAGCGCUACAGGUGGUGGCUGUGGUUCCGUACGUUCGAGAAUCUUCUGCUUCAGCGGGGAAAGAGAUGCCGGCUGCGGGGGAAGAGAGGGGUGUUGGGGAAAUUUGGAGGGAAGCAGCUGCUGGAGAGAUAGAUAGGGGGGGAGGUGGCGGAGCCAGAGGGGGGGAGGGCUGGGUACAGGAGGCGGGAGUGAUGGCGGAAGGACGAGCGGCAGGUGUGGAUGAGGGGGCUGGAAAUGAGAGGAGGGAAGGAGGCGAGGAGGGGAGGGCAGCAGGUAAUCCGGAUGCAGCACAGACUGCAGAGCAGUGCACUCGAACUGGUGACGUCACUCGAGUUGGCAACUGUGCCCGACCAGAGGGAACGGCAAGGGAUACAGAGGAAGCGAAGCCAGCAGAACCGUACGUUCGUGUGACAGGAGCAGAAGAAGAAGCAGCAGAAGAAGCAGGGGUGUUGGGUCCCAGGCACAGAUUCACUGCAAGGCCCUUUGAAUCUGGCUUGCGUGCUAGAGGGUUUCAGGGUUGGAAGAGUCGCAGCCGAGGCUUGGGCUUUGUGCGGUGCGGCAAGGCGGUGGGGAGCGCACAAGAGAGAAUUAUAACAGACGGGAUAGUAACGGGGAUGAUCAGCCAAGCCAAGCCAGCAGGAGCGGGUGGUGGUAGGCAUAGGAAAGGGGCGGAUGCAGCGGGAAGGGGAAAGCAGAACGGCGGAUGGGGUGCUUGCAAGGCUGGUGACUGCACUACUGACGCCUCUGGGAGUGCUGGUGAGGGCAAUUUGCCUUGUUGCUCAAGUCAGAAGGAGCGUGCAGAUUGUGAUGACAGUUGUCCGGGGGAUGAGACAUUUCAGGGAGGUGCCGCGUGCCACAAAGAUGACACCAGGUGUUUCAAAGACGACACGUGCCUCACAAGAGACGACAGUGGAUGCGAACUAGACGACACAUGGUCCGGCAGGAGGCAGGGCCGUGGGAGGCUUGGUGCUGACGUGGCGGUGAGUGAGUCAGCAGCGGAUCAGCUGUGGGCGGCAGUGGAGGAGCUUUUGGAGUGCCCCGUCUGCUGCAUGGAGCUGUCGGCUCCCAUCUACCAGUGUCACAGGGGCCAUGUGAUCCGCUCCUCCUGCAUCAGCCACCUGGCGCAUCAUUCCUAUUGCCAUGCAGGGGAAAAGGCUGCAGCAGACUGGAAAACUGGGACAGCAGCAGGCUUGGUCACAGGCGCAGCAGCAGCGGCACCACUGGCUGCUGCGUCACUAGGAGGGGCUGUUAUCGCUGACAACGUGGGAGACAAUGUGGGUGACAUUGCUGGCAUGGGUUCUGACCUGUUCGGCUCUUUUGCCGAGUCGACCUGCGCGGCCCUUGUGAUCUCGGCCCUGUCUCAGCCUGGGAAGGACCAUGAUUUCUCCGCCAUGUGCUUCCCUCUUCUGGUCAGCGGUGCCGGUAUUCUCGUGUGCCUGAUCACCACCAUCAUCGCCACGGAUAUUCAGCAAGUGAAGGAGAAGGCUGAGAUUGAGCCGGCAUUGAAGAAGCAGCUGGUCAUCUCCACUGUGCUGAUGACUCCUGUGAUCUUCCUCGUUGCGUUCUACGCUCUUCCGCCUACCUUCAAGAUCACAGUUGUCGGACAGGGCGACAAGGUUGUUCAGAACUGGUACGCAUUCGCGUGCGUCGCAUCGGGACUUUGGGCUGGGCUCCUUAUCGGUUUCGUCACCGAGUACUUCACGAGCAAUGCUUAUGUGCCUGUUCAAGACGUUGCUGACUCUUGCCGUACUGGUGCGGCAACCAACAUCAUCUUUGGCCUUGCCCUUGGCUACAAGUCGGUUAUUAUUCCGGUGUUCGCUAUUGCUGCUGCGAUCUACGUGAGCUUCCAGUUCGCUGGCAUGUACGGCAUUGCCCUGGCUGCUCUUGGCAUGCUGAGCACUCUUGCAACUGGUCUGGCCAUUGAUGCGUAUGGGCCAAUCAGUGACAAUGCUGGUGGCAUUGCUGAGAUGGCGGGUAUGGGUGAGGAGAUCCGUGAGCGCACCGAUGCUCUGGAUGCUGCUGGAAACACCACUGCUGCUAUUGGCAAGGGCUUUGCCAUUGGUUCUGCUGCACUCGUGUCCCUUGCUCUGUUUGGAGCUUAUGUCAGCCGGGCCAAGGUUAACGUGGUCAAUGUUACUGAGCCCCAGGCCUUCGUCGGGCUCCUUGUUGGUGCUAUGCUGCCCUACUGGUUCUCUGCCAUGACCAUGAAGAGUGUGGGCAAGGCUGCUCUUGCAAUGGUGGAGGAGGUCCGUCGCCAGUUCAACACGAUGCCCGGCCUGAUGGAGGGAACCACGAAGCCAGACUACAAGAAGUGCGUGGAGAUCUCAACUGCUGCCUCUCUGCGUGAGAUGAUUCCCCCUGGCGCGCUUGUGAUGCUCAGCCCUGUGAUUGCGGGAACCCUGUUUGGAACCACCACCCUGGCUGGCAUGCUGGCGGGUGCGCUGGUGUCUGGCGUCCAGAUUGCCAUUUCUGCGUCCAACACUGGUGGUGCGUGGGACAAUGCCAAGAAGUACAUUGAGGCUGGAAACUCUGCUCAUGCCAAGAGCCUUGGUCCCAAGGGCUCUGAUCCCCACAAGGCUGCAGUUAUUGGCGACACUGUUGGUGAUCCGCUGAAGGACACAUCAGGCCCGUCCCUGAACAUUCUGAUCAAGCUGAUGGCUGUGGAGUCGCUGGUGUUUGCUCCCUUCUUUGCCACCCAUGGCGGCAUCAUCUGGGGUGGCAAGUAG